Messenger RNA from Mixia osmundae IAM 14324, 847 nucleotides. RefSeq lists its product as uncharacterized. Bases 43 to 678 code for a protein of 211 amino acids. The record is from RefSeq and is a predicted model, not a curated record. NCBI's taxonomy places the organism in Eukaryota, Fungi, Basidiomycota, Mixiomycetes, Mixiales, Mixiaceae. The transcript has 3 exons.
CGCGUAUUGCACGUUGCGCGGCGCGGGCAAGCGCAUCACAAGAUGGACGAGGUAGCAAGCAAGUCAGGCUUUCUGUCAAUGUACAUGAGUAAUCAUCGUGAUACUCUUGUCGCAUACUGCAUGCACUAUGGCAAAGUGAAACGAGCCGUCAAUGCCAAAAUGGACUCGAUCUCAUCUGAUUCAAUGAUCAUCAGCUAUCUGCCUUACAGAGACGCUUCAGAGCCAAAAACCGUCACAAUACCCUUUGAACCACGUUUGCAGUCGUACGACGAGGCGAGACCGCGCUUGCUGGCCAUGAAGGCGGAAGCAGAACAAGCACUAAGAAUGGACACUGUACCUGUAGUUGACAGCUUCCGGCUGGGACGACUUGUGCCCUUCAUCAUGACGCUCGUCACGUUUCUCGUCGCUUGCACUGUCAUGGAGGAUCACGAAUUCGGCGGAAGAAUCCGCAAUGCUGCCGGUGGCAUGCGUACAAUUGUAGCUGCUUGGAUAUUUGCAAUUUCCUGCCACAUCGCCGAGGCAUACUACCAAUAUACACUCUGCAGAAAGCACAAGACGGGCGUGCGCAAUACGUUCCUCUGGGUCUUCCUGACUUUUCUGCUCGGCGUCGCUGGGUUUUCAGAGUUCAAGCGGAUCGUCAAGGAACGGAAGAUCGCGUCCCUCUCCAAGUCGCAAUAACGCUGUGGGGCUUGCCAUAGCCAUGCGUCGCGUGGAGUGUGCAUUCGUGGCAGUGCGGGGUUGCAGCUAUCGCGAGCACAGACUGAGCAGUAGGCUGGAGUCAUGGGAAAGACUCAGUCGGUCGAGUCAGCUAGGCACAUUUUGCCGUCCCUGAAGCGGUAAAUCGGUC